Messenger RNA from Cylicocyclus nassatus, 9497 nucleotides. The record is from the annotation of a GenBank genome assembly. NCBI's taxonomy places the organism in Eukaryota, Metazoa, Nematoda, Chromadorea, Rhabditida, Strongylidae.
AUGACCCAACUCUCACUAUGUCUACUGCCGCUGUUGGUGCUCACACUACAAGCCGAGGAUGCACUGCCACCGUGCUUCUUCCCUGAAUCAGAGUCACGCUCGUUUUUCUACGACGUCGACAGCGACGUAGCCCCAUGGACAGCAAUCGCAGAGUCGGUCGUCGACCCGCCUGAUGCUCGUCUUCUUCUGGCCUCCGUCCGACCGGAACACCCCUUGGGGAUCAACUUCACCGAGCGGUUCACGCUGGUGUCGACGCCGCACGGGAGGUUCGCGCUGCAUUCCGUGCUUCCGCUGACCCUUCCGCCGCAGGUCAACCGAACGAAGCUGUUCGUGACCGUCGUCUGCAAUGACGAAGCCUUCCCGCUGUUCACAGUCAGGGUCACAUCCAAGGAUACUGGCAAUCCACAGUUUUAUAACGAGCCUUACUACGUCGACGUCAGCGAGAGCAUCCAGGUCGGCGAGACUGUGAUCACACCAAUUGUGGUCGUCGACUGGCACUCGGAAGAUGCGGUUCCUAAACUUCACAUUGAGGACGCUGACUCUCCAUUUGAAAUCAUCACCGAGCUGACAAAUUCCUCCUCCAAUCCAGUGGUCAAAAUUGGGUAUAACCAGACGACCACACGACAACCUUCGCGUGUACUGCUGAAGCUCGUGAAACCAAUCAAACGCCUACCAUUCACUUUGAGAAUCGUAGCAGGGGAUGUCAACGAUCGUACUCGAAGCACUUCUACAUCGAUACUGAUUAGAGCUAAGCCAAAGGUUGAGGAGCUUCCAAGUGCUCAAGAGAACCAAAAGGUGACAAAACUACCACGCACAGAUGAGGAAGAAACGAUUAUGGAUGACGGAAGUGGUGAAAUUGAAGAAGAACGCAAAAAUAAGCUCAGGAUUGGGCAAGGGCUCAGUAUGGCCUCUGAUGAUGUGGAAACGUCCACUACUCGAACAGAGACUGAAACAGCACAAGAGUCUGAAAAAGAACAAGAAGAUUUGGCUGUAGAAGGAGAGGAGGUGGAGAAAGCUGUCGAAACCGAACGAACUACGGCUACUUCCGCACAGGUGAAGAGAUCCAGGCCAAAUUUAUCAGUUCCAGCUAAUCAACAGCUCCCGAAAGAGUCUGCAUCUUCGGCCCAAAGUUCUGAAAAUGAACAAGAAGAAGACGCAGAAGAAGACAAGGUGGAGAAAGCUACCGGGACCGAAAUCGUUAGAGCCACUUCCACUCAGCCGCCAAGAGCUACAUCGAGGUCAAGCUUGCCAAUUUCAGCUGGAAAAGAGCAACCCAAGGAUUCAGCAUCUAAGACCCCUAAUCUUGAAAAAGAACAAGAAAAGGACAUGGCUGUAGAAGGAGAUGAGGCGGAAAGAGCAAUCAAGCCGGAAUCAGGUGCACCCAGUUCAAAACAGGCACCAAGAACUACAUCGCGGUCAAACUUACCGGUCCCAGCUAAUGAACAACCUCCGAGGGUGCUUGCGUCUCCAACCCGAGGUUCAUUAUCUCUGGCUGAAGAAACUACACAAAAUACAGGCUCUAGAAUAGCUCUUAGCGCGAAAGAAGAUGAAUCUAAACCGGAAAAAGAAGUGCGUUCUAAUGGAUUGGUUUCAUCGACUUCGCCAACUUCAUCCGAGCGAAGAACAACUAGAUCUUUCAAACGCAUCCGGCACAAAAUUGCGCUCCCCAUUGCGAGAGCAGACCCACCAAAAGACCCAGAUGCUACUCGUUUUGAAGAAUGCGCCAUUGCUGUGUCAUUGCCGGAGAAUAGUGAACCAGGAACUUUGGUGACAACUCUACACGUACUAAAUAAGAAAAAGUGGACAAUGAUUGACAUGGUGAACCCAGAUGGGACCUUCCUAAUCCGGCAAGAUACCGGAGAAGUCUUUGUUCGCGACAAUCGCCUUAUGGAUAGGGAACUGUUCAGUCAGCUAGAGCUAGUCGCUGAAAUUCAUGGCUCAAGCCAUAUGACAGAAUGUGCCCGAACUCGCAUCAGCGUGGAACUUCUCGAUGAAAACGACAACAAGCCAGCUUUUGACAGAGAAUCGUAUACAUUCAUCGUAUCGGAUCGGAUUCCUGUAGAAGAAGCUGUGGGAGUGGUUCGUGCGAGGGACAUUGAUGAGGGCUUGGCAGGCAGAGUCACGUACCGCAUCGUCAACGAAUCGGUCCCAUUCAAAAUCCGAAGAAAGGGGAAAGAUGGCGAAAUCAUCACCAAAGAAGAACUCUUUGGUCCAAGAAAAUAUCAUUUGUUAAUAGAAGCCCACGAUAAUGCUCCUCCCUUUCAGUCUUCUCGAAUUUUCGCGAACAUAUUUGUCACCGCCUCUGGAAAGCCGACAACUACUACUACUGUACCUCCUUCGACGGAAACAGCAAAGCGGAAAAGAAUCAACGGAGUUUUAUCUGCUACCUUAGAGCCUCUGGAUCUGAACCUUAUCACGGAACCAUUGAAUGGGAGGGAAGCUUCUGCAGAAGCAAGUUUGAUCAGAUCGUCGAUCGCUUCACCGACUUCGGUAACGAGAGCUUACCGCACACUGAAAAGGAUACUGAGGACAUCUACUAUUGUGACCACUGCUACUUCUCCAGCAAUGACUACUACCGUACCCACCACGACUGCUCCAAGGCCUGUGCAUCCCACAUUAUUGAGCCAUGUGGAUGAUAAGACCAAUAUGGAAGCGAACUCGACGGACACUUCCACGACCUCAACAGAAAGCAGUGAGGACUACUCGAGCAGCGAAUCUGAGGAGGAACCGACCUACAACGGAAACUUUGCAUUCGACGAACCCUCGUACUACUUUGAAGUCUUUGGUCCUCCUAGAGAAGGGGAUAUUCUGGGAAGAGUCGAAGCUAGACCAAGAACGCAGAUGUAUGGCUUGGAAAGAAAUGUCUCUGGUGCCUUCAAAAUUGAUCCCGACAUUGGUGAAAUCUCCGUUGGUCGAACGCUCGGACGUCUUGCGAACGGAAAUCACACUUUCGAGGUUUCUGCCACGGAUGGGCUGCACACGGCUCAGACUGUUGUCACAGUACGUUUGGACACUCGACGUAACAGAAACGAAGCUGUGCCUCGUUUUGAGAAAAGUCGCUACGUUUUUCGUGUAGAGGAGAAUCGACCUCCAUCCGUUGUCGGAGUAGUGAGAGCCUACCACGUAGCCCUAACUUCGGGAGAUAUAUCGCUUCGCUAUGAACUUAUCAAUGACUUUGGGAAUCCUUCGUUGCCCUUCCGUGUUCAUGGGAUUUCGGGUGAAGUGACCACUGAGGCGCCGCUAGACCAUGAAGAGAAGAAAAAUUAUGAAUUCAAGAUCCGUGCUUGUUUGUCUGUGAAUCCAACAAAUUGUGGCUACACUGCUGUCGUCGUCAUAGUAGAUGACCUCAACGACAAUUCGCCCCAGUUCCCAGCCACAGAAGUGCAAAUCUCGCUUCCAAGUGAUCUACCAACUGGCUCCGAUGUCAUCACCCUUCAAGCUACAGACGCGGAUUCGGGGCCCAAUGGCGACGUCAACUAUGCGAUCAGUCCUCCUAGUGAAGUGUUCGGUAUCGACUACCACACCGGUGUUGUGCAAACAAUCGCUCCCCUGACCGAAUCCCUGUAUGAGGUUGAGGUUGAAGCCUUUGACCAUGGAGACCCAAAACGAACAGAAGUUACGAAGCUGAUCAUUUUUGUGCAUGGCACGAAUCCUUCGGCUCCUGUAUUUGAUGAGAAACGAUACGAAGUUACCGUAACCUCUCCAGUUCGAGCCGGCUCAGUAGUUGCAAAAAUGCAUGCGAAGGAUCCUGAUCCGGGCCUAGAGGGACAAAUCACAUAUAGGUUCGAUACAACGGAUAGCCGGAAUCAGGCACAUACAAGGAAAUUUUCGAUCAACGAACAGACCGGUGUUGUUUCCGCUAUAGAGCCUCUAACAGCAAACGAUGGACCAUUCGAUUUGGUUGUGAUCGCGGAAGAUCAAAGUACUAUUUACAAACGAAAGACUACUGCAAUUCUUCAUAUCGAAAUAGUGGGAGACACAUCGUUACGGUUUCUUCCGCUACCCUCCACUAUUUACAUCUCAACGGAAAAAGCUGUUGGAAGUGUAGUUCUGAGAGCCUCUGCCUUUACUGCCUCGUCAAUGCCCGUGCAUUUCCGAAUUCUUGAGGAUGGUGCUCCUUUCGUGAUGGAUGGCGAUCUGCUCAGAGUGGCCUCACAUUUGUCUCCGGGCGAAACUAAUCUGACCGUUCGGGCUGAGACUGAUAAUGCUCAUUCGGAUCAUCGGCUCAAAGUGGUGGUGAUGUACGAUAGGGAUAAGUACCCAGUCUUCCCGCAACUUACCUACGACAUUGACAUCCCCAUAGACUCUGUCUUUCCACUUACUGCUCACCGAUUUGAUGCUCAACUUCUGAACGGUACACUUAUGUACCGUUUCUUCCCAGACGGCACAGCUCCAGUAGGCCUCUCCAUACAUCCAAAUUCGGGCGAACUCAUCGUAGAUUCCGUGUAUGCUAACACCCCCUCGAACCAUGACACUCAGUUUGUUGUAGUUCGGGCGAUAAAUUUGAAUUACCCGGAAUUUUACUCAGAUGUUGGGGUUGCUAUAAGCCUUGUCUCCAGCAAAUCUCUCCGUUUUCCACAAAGCAUUUACCGAAUGCAACUUAUCGAAAACACACCGAUAGGCACCGCCCUUUACCCACCGCUUGAGGUUUUCCCUAAAUCACCCGGUGUGACCUACACUAUCAAUCCUCCCACACCUCUCAGCAUUCUGUCGAAUGGCACACUCGUGGUCAACUCUGCCGUCGAUCUGGAACAAUUGCCAGUUGACCAAAGCAGCAGUUUGCACUUCAUCAUCACUGCGACCUCGGAUGAUGCCAAAGCAGCCGCGAAAUUGCAGUUGAAGAUCAAAGAUGUCAAUGAAUUCGCACCGGAGUUUGAGAGUGCUCUUUACGAAGCAUCGGUACCCGAGGACGCCGUCCCCGGAAGUGUGAUCACGCAGGUACGAGCCUCGGAUGCCGACGGAUCUGACGGAACACAUCUCCUCUACAGAAUCGCUGGUGGAUCUGGUCGAGAACUGGUGUUCAUACAAGAAGACGGCACAUUGAUUUUGGGUGAUUACGCUUUGGAUCGAGAGACUCUGAAACAAUUUGAUGUGAUCGUGGAAGCCAUUGAUAACAGCGGAAACAAAGAUUCAACAACGGUCCGGGUAACGAUCGAAGACCGUAAUGACAACGCUCCCGUCUUUGAACAUACUGAUUUGGUGUGGAACGUCACCGAAGGAUCACGAGAUGCCACAUUAGAGAUUGUCGCAACGGAUGGGGACACUGGAAGAAACGGAGAGGUUCACUUUCGAUUGAUUGGCGGUAAUCAGGAGCUUUUCCUGAUCAAAGGGAAGACACCGCACAGUGCUGUUCUCAAGCUCAAUGGUCCCCUCGAUCAUGAGACUCAAGCUACGUAUGACCUUACCGUCGAAGCGAGGGAUGGAGGAAAUCCACCGAAGUCAAGUACCGCUGUGGUCAGAGUGAACGUCAUCAAUCGCAAUGAUAGUCCUCCAUUCUUCAAGAAAAUAAACUACGAACAAGAAGUCCCAUCGAACCUUCCUGUUGGCUAUCCGAUACUUACCCUGUCGGUGAAUGAUGCCGAUCGCGAUCGUGUGUCUUUUUCGGUGCUCGGGGACAAGAGAUGCUCUUCAUUUGCGGUUGAUCCCAAUGGUGUCGUUUCCUUCUCAAAACCAGAGUCCAGCAGAAGUGUUGGAGAAGUUACCUGCAUUAUCUCUGCCACUGACGGGGUUCACACGUCGAAUGCUACACUGAGGCUGAAUAUCUCCGAUGCACAGCAACCGACUAUAAAAACUCCCCAGAAGAACCACCCUCCACGAUUCGCAAGUGAAAUCUAUACGGUUACGGUAACACCCGAUAAGGAUGGCCAAGUGCUGAAGAAGGUGCGCGCCACCGAUCCCGACGGUGACGCUAUCAGCUACUCGAUCGAACCUCCAGAAUUCAGGAACCUUUUCAGUGUGGAUGCUGAGGGUCGAAUCACCGCCCGAGUUCCAAUAGGCGAGCUCAAGCAAGCAAUGUAUAGCUUCCUCGUGAUCGCCGAAGACGACGGCAAUCCUGUGAUGACAUCUUUCACCAACAUCCGAGCUAAAGUGCCUGAGAACGAAAACCACGUUGUGACUGCGAAUUCGCUGGAAGGCUCUGCCACUGUAGUCACAGAUACACCUAUCACCCGGUCUUCAUCAGGCCGUUCAAAACCUACCGUCAGCCAAACAAAAAGCCCUACUAAUGUCCAAAGCAGCAGAACCACGAUGAGUUGGGUGAAUAUUCGACCGAGUAUGUCUACAACGACGUCACCCAUUGAAAGCACUGAAGCAGCUAUCUCAUUCAAACGUCGAAAAUACACAUAUGCUAUACGCACCGACUCGCCUGUGGGUACGUACCUUGGACAAGUUGAAGUGAACAACAAAGAUGAUGUCGGAUUGGUGUUCGAAAAUACCAGGCAGUUUGAAUUUGACAAAGAUGGAUGGAUUCGUUCUGCUAGUCUUUUCUCUUCCCCUGACAGAAUUCAAGACAAUAUUUUGGCUAUAAAGGACGAAGAAGUAGUUGCCACAGUUCCAUUUGUGGUUCACAUUCUUACCCCUGAAAUGCUGGGCCAUUCCACUUCACCAAAACCAUCUACAACUGUAAGGACUACCAUGGCAACGGAAACUAGUGUAGAGACUUCAGAAUCCGAGAUCGAUGUGCCGGAUCUUACCACCAUAAAAAGUGUUUCUGUCAUAACCUCGCGAACGACGGAGCAGCCUUCUACAGCUGAGGAUUUCACUUCUUCCUCUCCUUCGCCCAUCCCAGCAGGAGAUGCUCAGCUAUCAUCAACCGAAGAAUCGGCAACCUUUCCAUCCUCUCACCCUACCGAUACAUCCGAAGAAUCCCACUCCUCCUCUGAGCCAAUUUUCGUUCGAACGAAAUUUCCACCGCUUCAAAUUACCGAGGUUACAACCGUAAAAGUACAGCGUAGCACAUCAGAAGCCGAAGCAACUACGGAAGCUGGCAUGUUUGCCUUCAAAAGGUCCAUGUAUUUCGCAUUUGUACCUGAGGGCCAGUAUAGUAAUGGAAUCCGUCUUUCUGUCAAGCCAGAACCAUUGUCGGUCAACAGAGACACUGAAGUAAAGUAUGAAAUCGACGAAAAUACGCACAACAUUCCGUUUUUCAUCACUACUGACGGUCAACUCGUCGUUUUUGACGUCGAUAGAGAAAAGAAGUCUUCUUACAUGUUUGGAGUAAAGGCGACCAGUCCCGAAUUUGGAGAAGCUAGGACUACUAUAAAUGUGACAAUUCUCGACACGAAUGACAACUAUCCCAUAUUUGCCGAAUCUCCGUCAGCACUAGGAAUUUACAAGGACAUCGCCGUUGGCACUCCACUUUUCCACUUCAAUGCUCAAGACAAAGAUGCUGACAACUAUGGUGCCAUCACUUAUGGAUUAGAGGAACCAGAAAGCCCUUUCGAAAUCAAUCCUGAUGACGGUACGCUCUACAUCGCACAUGCGCUCGAUUCUACUCCCGAAUACUCGUUGACUGUUUUUGCACGCGAUAAUGGGAGACCUUCACUGAAAUCAACUCAAAGAGUAAUUAUCAAUGUGUUUGAUCCAUCAGUCGACACCCCUCAAUUCCAAAAAGAGCAGCCAGAAAGUGUCGUAUUCUUUGGAACACCACCAAAUUCAGAAGUUGCUACCAUUUUGGCGGGACCCACCCUCAACACCAAACCAGACCAGGAAAGGAUACUGUACAAUCUUGAGAAUAACUAUGGUGGCUUAUUCGCGAUAGAAGAUGGAGGACGAGUGAUUCUUGCACGUAAACCGACCGAAGACGAAGUGGAUCGCUAUGUUCAGCUGAACAUAACGGCUGAAAAUAGUCAAGGAACGGACUGGACAACAUUGAACGUGUUCCUCGAGGGCAACAACUCCACAACCACCUCUACGCAAAAACCUACGGACAAUUCAAAAUGCUACUUCCCUACAAAACUCUAUACCGCCGAAAUUAUGGAAAACUUAUCCGGCAGAAGAAAGCUAACCAAGGUUACAUCAAACUGUGAGAUGGAGGGUCGCCCGUACAGUUAUUCUUUCGUUUAUCCAACUCAACAAUUCGAGUUGAAUCCCAAGACUGGUGAAAUAUCUGUGAUACUUCCACUGGAUCGCGAAGAACGCACUUAUAAUUUCCUCUAUAUAGACGUCUCUAGCGAAGAUGAGAGUACUCCUAAGCGUGUCGUAAGAGAAAAUCCAAUAAUCAAAAAUGCGCAGGCGAAGUUGAACUACUCACAGACCUUGGUAGUCGUACGAGUUCUUGAUGAGAACGACAAUGCCCCAGCCUUCUUACAUGGAGCAGAUGACGACGACUCCUUGGUUGCUGUGGUCGAUUGGCAAGCUCGACUAUUCAGCCCUGUCAUUCGGCUAGAGGCCAAAGAUGCAGAUGAACACGCACAGCUAAGCUACUCCUUAUCCGGUACAAACUCGGAUUACUUUGCCGUGAACGCAACGUCUGGCCUAGUCGUGCUAGCGAAGUUAAUCUUGGAUUACACCGGAGAUUCGUUUCAACUCACUGCCACCGUUACCGAUGGUAUACAUAUCGUACCUACGCCGCUCAGAAUCUACGUAAUUUCACCAUCAUCAUCGCUUGUGCAACUCACUUCCGAGGUUCCCCAUUCCAUGAUUGAUCAGCGCAAUGUGGAGCGAAUGUUGAACGAGCUCAAUGGUCUGGAUAACCGUCUUCUUAUCAAGCAGCCUUUCGUUGACCAGCAAGGUCAUGCAGAUCCCAAAAGAUCACAUCUUUUUGUGUACGCUUUGGAUAAAAAGACAAGGAUACCGUACCUGAAAGAGGAUCUCGCCAAAGUCCUGGAACACCAUGCAGCUUCACUCCUUUCAUCGCCUUCCAAAAUCUCCGAAGUGUCUCUGCUCUCCCCUCCGGCUACCCUCUCGGCUUUCGAUCUUACCCUUGCUAUUCUAUGCAUUUUGCUCGUUCUUCUCCUUCUUGCUGCUUGCUGCAUCCUAACCUCCUACUGUAAAAAGAGGCGAGCCAUUGCUACGAGCGAUCGUGAGUAUAUGGUAUCCACUUUAGGUGGUCCUCGUCCCUAUGACGUUGAGGAGGUGACCCGAACCACUGCCCAGAGGGUGUUAUCGGCACGACCUUUACCCGAACCGAUGACCAACCAGAUUGAAGUAGCUGUUUCUCCAAUUUUUGUCGGAGAAAUGACAAACAAAUCUGAUACAACUCAAGCAUUUUCUAAUAGCAUCAGGGAAAGACCAUCAUUGCUUCAAAGUGCCUUAGCGAGGCAAAAAGUCCACGCUGCUGAUGUAAAGCCAAUGAAAUCCCAACAAGAUUAAACUCCUCCAUAACGUUCUUCCUUUAAAACGGGUCAUAUACAAAGUGCAGAUUAUAUGUUCUCAAGCUCAAAAUAUACUCCGAUCAUUUCACUGUGUCCUUUUUCUCGGUGCUCACCUAUUCUUCGCUUACUUUUGAUAAUGUCACCUAUAUUUCGCUUACAUUUGAAAAUGCCCUUGCAUUAAAU